This is a messenger RNA of Lineus longissimus, 9953 nucleotides long. Its product is annotated as axin-1-like. The record is from RefSeq and is a predicted model, not a curated record. The transcript is spliced from 12 exons. NCBI's taxonomy places the organism in Eukaryota, Metazoa, Nemertea, Pilidiophora, Heteronemertea, Lineidae. Bases 188 to 3115 code for a protein of 975 amino acids. Gene Ontology annotation, cellular component: beta-catenin destruction complex; nucleus; plasma membrane. Gene Ontology annotation, molecular function: molecular adaptor activity; beta-catenin binding; protein kinase binding. Gene Ontology annotation, biological process: positive regulation of proteasomal ubiquitin-dependent protein catabolic process; cell development; positive regulation of protein kinase activity.
UGUUUAUAUGCUAGAACUUUACAUACGUCCAACUAGUUUUUACUAAGCGAGUUCUACUUAAAUACGAUGUGUACACGGAUCUAAGCAGUGAAUUUUGAAGAUGGCCAGUUGAUGUUUCGUGCAGAAUUGGUGAACCGAUGGUGUGCUGUGUGGUGCAAUCUGAGAGUUCUCAGGCACAGCAUUAGCCAUGAGUAUUGAGGCGCCACAGUUUCUGAACGAUGCUGGGGGUACAUUCGCUGAGGAUGCUCCUAGACCCCCGGUUCCUGGGGAAGAGAAUGAUCACGGGAGUCACGGGAGUAAUAGUGGUAACUCCACGCGGAGUUACAAUUCGUUAAAAAGUCGAGGAUCUAGUAGAAGUUCAGGAAAAAGGAUGAGUGAAGUUAGUCAUUCGCCCGCGGCGACUCCGCGGCAGUCAAGUUUAAAGGGGGUGAUUUUGUGUGAUGAUGAUGCCCCGCUGGGUUUUGAACCUGAAGGGAGUUGCUCAAAUUCCCCCCAGUUCACUGAAAAUAGUACUCCUUCCUACCUCAAAUGGGCUGAGAAUCUGACAUUUCUAUUAGAGGAUAGUGAUGGUGUGAAAUUGUUCAAGCAGUUUUUGUGUACUGAAAAUUGUGCGAACACGUUAGAUUUUUGGUUUGCUUGUCAGGGAUUUAAAAAUAAUGUGCCUCCGAAUGAUGUUCAGAAAAUCCACCAGUUAAUAAAAUUGAUCUAUCGGAAUUAUAUACGAGGUGAAACGACAAUAGCCAUUAAGGCUGACACCAAGAAAGCAAUCGUGGACAAAAUCAGUAAAAAGGAGCAACUGGAUCAAAUGAUAUUCGAUGAUGCUCAAACAGAAAUCGAAGACCAAAUGAAAAACACGCUCUACCCAUCAUUUCUUAAGUCGGAGUUAUAUGUGCAAUAUGUACAAAACGGUGGUGAGAGCCCAAAGACCAGUACGACUGCUAGUUCAAGUGGUUCGAAUAGUGUGCGACCGCUUUCAGGAAUAUUACCCACAGUUCAUGAGGAUUCAGAGUUACAACAAGCGGAUAUCAAUGCAAAAGUGACUACUGCCUUGACGAAAGGAGCGUUAUUAGCAACAAGUCUUUCGCGUGCCCAGUUCAGUGGUGCUAGAAAAGUCAACGAAGGAGUAUCAGGGUCCACGCCUUAUAUAUCAUCAGGUGGGAAGGUUCCAAAUCCUUACCAUGUUUCAUACGCACCAGUUUCGGCGCAGGACAGCGAGUUACAGAGUCUAUCCAGCGAUGCCCUCACAGAUGAAACCAUGUCCCUCACAGACAGCAGUGUGUGGUAUUUGUCAAAUUCCCCUGUUGGAGGAGCCUCGGACUGCGAUGGCAUCCCUCCAAGUUACCACACCAAAAAGUGGAAAGUGCAGCAACGGAGGGCAAUGAAGAGGAGUGCACAACAGAAUAAGGACACAACUCUUACGCAGAACAUAAUACCGAGGACAGAGCGAGCGCCCAAGGACAGGAACAUUGCUGAGGUCGACCCGAUUUCUUUCGCGGCAAUGCUGACUGAAAAAUUAGAGAAAGUCCUGAAGGAACAGGAAAAUAUGGAAAAAAUCAAGAAGUUAAUGAAUGAGAGUGAAGAGUCAGAAGAGAAGCCGAUGAAUGUAAGCGGGAAGUUAGCGCCGUCUACAGAUCUGACGACGUUGAUGGCAGCUGCCGCGGCGAAUGCUAUGGCGGAGCAUGAGGCGAACGCUCAGAGUAUACUGGAGGAACAUGUCUCGAGAAUAUGGGACAAUUCUGCACAUGGAACGCCGAGUCGCUCUCCUGGACGACAUACGCCCAAAUCAAAAUCUCCGGAACGUGCUUACAGAAAACUUUUAUCACCUGGUUACAUGGCGUGUGUUCCGGCGCCAAGUUAUAAUAAGACGUAUAAAAGGAAAGAUAAAGACUACGCUUCUCUGUUAUCUUAUGACAGUGGUGUUAGUGAGCCGAGUGGUCACACGUUCGAUAACCAUGAUAACUGUAGUUCACAUUGUAAACACAUUCACCACCACCAUCAUCAUCAUCACAUACGAGAUUUAAAAUCAAAACAACAUUUCGAAAUCGAAGCACAACAAUGCGGGUUUUCAGCAUGUUAUGUUGAGGAGCAUAGUUUACGGGGUGCACACCCACCGGACUCUUUACCACUGCCGGGCCACCGAGAAGGUCGCGCCAGAGACUCGGGUAAAAGAAGUAGUAACAAUAAUAGUAAGAAAAUCUCAGCGGACUCUAUGAGCAAUGUGUAUGACAGUGGAGUGAGCAUGGCCUAUGACAGAUCACCACCGAUGGCGGUACCUAACUUGACGAACCCAAGCAAUGAGAAGGUAUUAAACUGGAUGUUGGAGAAUGAAAAGCUCAAGGAGUACUCCACGCACACCGACUCCGACCGCAGUUCCUCACACAAACGCUCACACAAGUCCUCGACUGCUUCACCAUCACAGCAUAGGCAAGGAAACUCCAAGAAAGCUGGAGUUGCUUACCACACGAGUCGAUCAGGAUCACAAGAGCGCAGUGGUUUGGGGUCGUGGAUCGGACCAGAUGUGGCGCCUGUCCAUCACAAGAAACCUACGCAGCCUUUCGUUCAAGAUCCAAACAUGCCCUUGCUGACCCCUCCAAACCCUACCACACAGCUGGAAGAGGCCAAGAGGAGGUUGGAAAAAGAGGCAAAGAUGCCAAAAUCAAGAUCUUUCACCGGUGCUGUAUCCAAGGAUAAGCGACCACCACAAACUCUUGGACAUCCAGCGCCACUUAGACAGUCCACGUGUAGACAAGGGCUAGAGAUUGACCAGCCGCCGUCAGAAGGAAGCAGUCAGCCACCGUCAAGGCAAGAGAAAUCACAGAGUAGGUCAUCGUCUGCUAGUGCCCCAACAACGCCUGGCUCACAGGGCGAGAAGACCGUUGUCGGCUACUACCUGUGUGGUGACCCGAUCCCGUACAGGAGCGUCAUCGAGGGCAAGAAUAUCACACUAAAACAGUUCAAGCAGCUCAUUACUAAGAAGGGCAACUACAAAUACUUCUUCAAGCGAGCCAGUGAUGAGUUUGAGACCGGAGUCGUCCACGAAGAAAUCACCGAUGAGAAUUCUGUGCUGCCACUCUGGGAAGGAAAGAUCGUAGGCAAGAUUGAGAAGAUUGAAUAAAUGGUGCCCUUGCUGAUCGAUGUGACCUUGACCUCAAGUCUACUGUGAUCUGUACAUUAUUACCUCAUUAUAAGGUCGAAUCUUGGACAAUCGUUCGAAGUUGAAAAGAAUGCAUCAAAAUUUGGACGGAUCUGUCCUGGAGACGCAGAAUAGUGUUGAUGGAUGUUAGCCACUGUGAAUGGCAGCAUGACAGACUGUGUGCUUUCGCUCGCCUCCUAUUAGUGCCGUCACUAAACAGGAGGCGAAAAGACUUUCUGCCGACGGAUGCGUUCGUUGGUAAGACUUUUGUAAAUCAGGGAGUUUAUCAAAAUGACGUAUUGUGUAGCUCAACCAUUGCAUUACUGGUGCAGUUAGCGUAGCCCUUGCCCCCUGACCUUUGUUUCGAGUCUGUAUGAUACCAUUCCAUACAAUGGCCAUGACGGAUGUAAAUAAAGCGUAAUCAUAAAUAUGAUUUGUAUAUAAUUUUACUGGUGGCUAACGUGGUGAGAUUUGUAAAUGAGAUGCCAAAUAUUUUACCCUGCCCUGAUGUUCUGUUGUGUUGAUCAACAUUGAUAUUUUAUCAUAACCACCCUGGGUUGUUAUAAUGGAUCCAUCCUUUCUCAUGGGUUACUGUUAGAAUGGAUGAAACCAUUAUUUGAAUGGAGGUAGCUAGAUGCUGGAUUGACUGCAACUGCAAACAGAAUCACAGCUACAUUUUUACAAGGUGCCGUUUUAUUUUGACACUGUACUCGGAUGCCACCUGCAGCUUCGCAGUUUAGGAAGAUUUUAAAGUUUUUAGAAGGACGGAAUGAUAAACCUUUUGUAUUUCUUUACAUUUUAUCUCCCUGUGGCUCUUUUAUGGCUCUCUAUAAUAGGUUUUAAUGUCAGAGACGUUAUUCCAACUGUGUGCUGAUUACCCCGCGGUCAAGUCUUAACGAGGUGUCACAUGGCCUUCUGUACCUGCUGUGCUGAUUUCAUGGUUCGGUAGUCUUGCCCAUAUCCAUGACAAAUUAUCCAUUUAAGGUGGAUAUUGUGAUCGUGUCAUUUACACUUGCAGCUUUGUAUUUCCUGGACUCUUUCAUUGCUCCCUUAUGGCCAUUCUUGCCAGGGUUAUGACCUCAGUGUCUGGAGAAGGUCUGAGAAUUCAUUGUUAAGAUACUAAACAGUGGUACCUUUAACUUUUGUUUUCACAGGAGGGGGAGUUCUUAAAGCAAGUUUUAAUGUCAAAAGACAAGCUCCCAUGAAAUGACUUGGAAUUUCCACUCCUCUUUCUGAAUCUCCCUUUAUGCUUAACUUGCCGAAAAAUUAACUGAUGAUAUAGCUAUUUGGCAGAGCUUAGCUCAGCAGGUGCACUAGAGUUUUGACAGGGUAGAGAUGAUUUGACCACGAAAUAAACCCAUGACAAUCGAUAAACAUGAUGUGUUCCUUUAACUUUAGUUUUGUGGCCAGUACUCAUUUGUAUCUUGAAAAUGGGAAGAUUGAGUGUAAGCUGUGAAUUGGAGUAUCUAAGUGCUAAGAAAGUGUCGGUCAUUUUGAGUCUCACUGAUCUCUACAGAAUCUCAUACACAAGGAAAUCUGCAAACGUUUUGGGUCGGGUGGGCUCUUUAAUGGUGUUUCCCUGUCGAAGACUAAAGAAUGCUUUCCCUUCAGAUUCUUAUUUGGUAGGCAGCCCUGCUGACAUGUUGGUUCAUACCAUGUUUGGGAGGUGAUGAUGGUGUCUCUAUUGGUGGCCAUUUUGACUAUAGCAAGAUAUGUGCAAGCAUAACAACGAUUAGAAUCGUUUGGUAGUUCCUGGCGAUGUUGCUGCUUUACUCUGCCUGGCUAUAGUCAAAAUGGCGGCCAAAACUGAUGCCGCAAGCCACUUUUGAGAACAUCGGGUACCAGCAUGCCAUGCAAACUCUUCCUUUCUUGUGCUUCCGUCUGCUCUAGACACGUCAUCCGCCAACAACACGUGAUUUCUUCAGCAGACGUUUCAAAGCUGUACACACGUCUCCUGCUUCUUCAGGUAUUUCACGAGCUUUAGAGGUCUGGUUAUAUCAAGCCUGCCUUUCGUUUCUUCUGAAGAGGUAUGACACUUUCACACUUAAUUUUAAAGGCACUUGUCUGUGGGAAUUCACUGAUUUUAUGUGUGCACUGCAGACCAAUGUUUUGAUAAAGAGGAAGUGUUUUUGUCUCCUGCCAAUAAAGCCCACUUCUAGGAAUCCAGGACUCUGUACUCUGUGUAACUGGAGGUGUGACUGUUUUAUUGUUUUGUGGCUAAAAGUACAUUGUGGUCAAUUGUUAUCAGUCAGUUUGAACCACUUGCUAAAAGCAACCUACUGGACGUCUUUAGAAAUACAUCACAUUUUCUAGUACUUCUUUAUCUCCAUUAAAGAAUCUGUACUUAAAACAACCAUAUGAGAUACUGUAAGGUGCUAAUCAUCGACUAUAGGCACUAAAGAUUAUCACUACAUUGACUUCAUUCCUAGUUACACAAUCGACACCUAAUGGACAAAAAUCAAAAUGCACUUGAGCACUUGGCGCAGUUUGGACUGAAAAUUGAAGUACUCUUAGCAAUGAAUGUAUUGGAAGAUCAUGUAACCAACAUAUUCAAACAUCAUGUAUGAUAACUGUGCUUACAUCAUCAUCAAUCUUUUGAUUUGUUGGUUUUUGCUUCCGUGUGAAGAAUGGAUUGGAAAUGCAACUCAUUGUUUAGAGUUCUUUAGUUUUACUCUUGUCUUAUGGUGCGUAUAGUCGAUGGAUAGUCCUCAUCCUUGUCUUUAAGGCAGUCAGCGUUUUAGUUGAGCAUCAUAUUUCAUCCAUUUAAUACCAAAUAAAUAGCAUUUGUAAGAAAACGUAUUGAUAAAUACUUGUAAAUACUUGUCCUACAGUUUGUAUUGCUAAGUACAGUGUGUGUCAGUUUCAUCCAAGCAACUUGGAUCAAGGGAUUGUGCAAAUAUUUUUGUGAUCAUUUUGAGUCCAAUUUUAGGGACUUGCAUUGAUUGAAGAUAGAAAGUUUUCAAACUUGAAGGAAAAAAACGUUGACAGAGUUGGUGAUGGUGGAUUGGUCACAUCACCAACAUGUGACCAUAUUGUGGUUUUCCUAGACUUCGACGAGAUUGAUUGCAUUUUGCAAAGAAGUCCCUGGCUUCAAUUAGGGAACCAUUGAUCACUUUUAAAGAAGGGUCCCAAGACCACAAAAGGAUGUUUGUCGAUUCACUUCAUGCUCUUUUGGAAUUAUUGAUGAAAACUGUCUGGUGACACAAAUAUUUGCAUGACCUUUUUUUUUAGCGUGUACAUUCUGUAUAUGACAUCUCUCCCCGAGGAUCUGUGUUGUUUGGGUGACAAUGUAAACCGGGAAGAUUUAGCGCAGUUUUAUUCUUGCGGUUCGCCAACAAUUCCGAUAAAAUGUUUUUUCUAUAUUUUUGUUUUUUUGGCGGUUUACAAAAUUUCCAAGACUUUUUUUCACAAUUUUGAUUUUCAUGGAUCUAGGUCUAUUGCGAAAUCUGCAAAAAUAAAAACGUCUGCGAAAAACUUGUCGGUUUAUAGUACUUGUUGGUUCAUACAAACUGAAUGGUGUACUGCUUUAUCAGGCUGAGGGUGCUUCGCUCCUGCCAACAAUCAAUGACAAUCAUAUUUUAACUCUGUGAAGUAUUCUCUUUGGUGAUUUUCAAGUUGUCGUUGUUGUACUGGUUCAUCUGGAGGCAUUAGGUUAUUUUUUGUCGUCGUCUUCUGCAGGAGAUUUUAGCACAGCCAGGUACCUCGCACUGGCAAAACUUCCAAACUCCAUGUCCUAUCAGUGGAGGAAAUAUCUUUGCUGGGUGUGAGUCAUCCUCUAUUCCUCCAGGGAUUUCAAAGGAAACAAAUGUAUGUCAAAGUCUUGAUGGGGAAAGAUGGUUAUGUGAGUGCCAAAGUUUUAUGGCUAAAAUUUCUUGUGGUGAUGACAACUUGUUUCAGAAAUUGUCCUUCGGUUUUAUACAUGUAUAUCAAUUCACUCAACUUUAUUGAUGUCUAUGUGAUCGGUACUAAUCCUUCCUUGAAAACAAAUCGAUCUUCCUGCUACAAAAGCAGAGUUAAAGGGACCACUUGGGCGUGGGAUUUACCUGGCCAGGAGGAUAAUACCCCUGCUUGCCACCAUGCGCUGCCACCUGUAGUAUCACACCAACACUGAUCUCUAAUAAUGAUUUUUGGUGGUGUUUCGAGGCAAUUUUGGACAAGGCUUGUGAAUUUCAGGCGGCCCUAUGGUUACACCUCGUUCUAGUGCAUUGUUUAUUUCAGUUCAACGAUUUUUCAGUUGAUCCUGUUUGAUGAUGUUGCGUUCCUGCUGGAAGCCAUUUUUGUAUGAAAAACCAACAUAUCUCAUGCCCAAGUUGUCUCUUUAAGAUUUGUUUCCUUUUCCUCUCAGUAUUUCUAUAAAGCGACAAUUUCAAUCAUUCUGUGUAGUUCUGUUCUAGUGUUACUUAUCAAUAAUUUGGUGGAAGAAAAAGAAAUCGUGGGUGAUUUCUAAUUCUUGAGCUGAUGAGAACAGUUUUGAUGAUUAAUUAUGUAAAUCUCAACAAAAAGACAAGUAAACCCCAUGAAUGUAAGAAUUUCUUUGAAAGAUUUGAAAAUGCUAAUUCAAUUGAAAACGUUAUUCAACACUCCUUGUGUCUUGACCACGGUGCCCUUGUUCUACUUUACAGCCCUUAUCAGUGUAAUUCACAGUUUCUAGCUUUACCUUACUCCAAAAAUUCCGACAAUCCUGAGGGGUUAACCGAGCCUUGGUGAGUUUUGGUCAUUUGAGAAUUACUUGCCCUCAGGGUCAAUCUUUGAUCUAUUCAGAACCAUUUGUAGAACCACUCAUCCGUUCCACUGGGCCAGACUCUUUUGUUAUCUUGCUCUGAAUCUUUUCUUGCUCUGUAUGUUUGAAAGAAGUCAAUUUUUCUGUGGCCAUAUUGGCUCAUAUUCUGAACAGUAUCUGUUUAACAAGCAAUAACUAACCCUUUAUUGUCUGUUUCCUGGACCAAAAUGAGUCCAUUGAAAUCCGUUUGUGAAUUCAUUGUAAGAGGGUUUCUUUAUUGCACAAGUUGGUGAGAUAUUUGUGUUCUUUGGUUCAGCAAUCAGCUGUUAUCAGUAAUCCUAGUUCUAACAUUCUAAAUGAGCAGCAUGUAUCUAGUCUGAAGUUAUUGCCUACCCUUGCAUUUCAAAUCAAAGUAAAUCUAGGUUGGCUUCUGAAAAUACUGCUAUAAUUGCCAUCAUACAAAUUUUGUGUUUUGGCAGCUGCUUGUUCACUUAAGACCAGGCCAGUAUACCAACAGUUCAUUCUUCAUGUAUGUUCACAUUUCAAGGAAAAUUGAACAAGAAGUAAAUACAGCAUUUGAUUCACUACACUGUGACCAUGAUAUGUUUGCUAGGCGAAAGUUGGCAGGUUUGCUCAGUUUGAGUUGCCGUGAAAAUGACAUGAUUUAUAGUGUAUGCUUAUUAGAUUGCACCCCACCAAAAACUCUCCUGAGAAAACAAUCAGUUAUGACCCCAUACCAGGUGUUUUAAAUCUGCAUAUUUCCAAUGUGUGUGCCGUUAUGGUGAUAAGAUUAAGCGUUUGAUUCAGUCUAAUUGGACACAAGACCAGUGUGCAUCCUGUGUGCAGCUCUAUACAGGUUUCUCUCUAACAUGUUCUCAGGCUAACUUUUGGCCAUUAUUGACAAAAACUAAUUAGAUUCUCACCCACAAACGUGUUGCCAAAAGGCAUGAGGCUUCUGCCUCGGUAAAAAACCAAUGAUUGAGUAAUUAUAAUCUGUGACAAUUAGGACGCUGUAAUCGUCCUGAAGCCUGGGGCUGUUCUGACCUUCAAACAACUGAUCUGAUUUGCAUAGAUAUUUUACCCUUGGAGUUAAAUUUGUCUGGAGUUGGUUUGAGCAGUGUGUAUUUAUUGUAGGCACUGUGAAAAAUUCUACCUUGAAUAUUGGCAAACUUAUUCACUUGAAUCAAAUGAUUGGUCAUGAAGUUUUAAAUUUGUACCUCCAGUGGUUCAUUUGAUCAUGCAGGGCAGGAUGCCAGACCGGUCUUGUGUGAUUUUGUCAGAUUUGUUGGUCAAAGUUUUAUCAUCACAACCAUGAGCUACUGUUACAUGCUUUAUUUGGAAGUGAAAAAUCUGGGCUAUAAUGUCUGAUUUUACCAUAAUUCUAGAGCAAUUUGUUCCAAUUCAAAUAGUUUUUUUCUCUGCAGACGUGGCUGUUUUAUCGAUAUCGGUUUAUUGUUACAAUAGGUUUAGGUGGUGACACCUUCCUCCAAAUGACUGAAUCGUGAAUGUAUGUACAUGUAUGUACAAAAUACUUUGUUAUUUACAACCAUGGCAAAUGUUUGUCCUUGUCUCCUUGACAACCACUAUUCUUUUGUUUCCAAAAAAGGAAAUGUCUGCAUUGUUUUGGUCUCGGAAGUGUUAUUUUAUGCACCAAUUCUGACAAAUUUUCAAAUUUGAUGGUUUUUUUCUACAGUAUGAAGUUUUGAACUAUAAAUAUCUGUUCAAAGCUUUUCCUCAUACUUGAGGGACUAUUUAUAAUUUAUAAUAAUUAUUUCAUGAAAAAUUGACCAAAGUGUUGGUUGCCCGCAGCAUGUGACUUCUUGAGAGAACAUGGGGUUUUAAAGCUAAGUAAAUUCAGUUCGAUUGUAUGCCUACUUCAAAUAUCUUUGGUUUGGACCAUGCUUCCGAGCUCAGAACAAAAUUGAUGUUUGAUUUGUGGAUGAACAAUAUAUUGAUAAUGAAUGUAAAUAACUGUUUUGUACCCUCCACCCAGUGACGUGUCAAAAUGGUUAUUGCCAAUAGUUGUAAAAACACCAGACACCAGACAUUUACAUGUAUUUAGUUUCAAACAAUAAAGUUUGUAUAUUAUUUUUAGAGAAA